This is a messenger RNA of Opisthorchis viverrini, 246 nucleotides long. RefSeq lists its product as hypothetical. NCBI's taxonomy places the organism in Eukaryota, Metazoa, Platyhelminthes, Trematoda, Opisthorchiida, Opisthorchiidae. The record is from RefSeq and is a predicted model, not a curated record. The transcript has 2 exons. The coding region runs from base 1 to 246 and encodes 81 amino acids.
AUGAGGCGGCCUGGUGCAGCACAUUCAGUUGCCUGGAAACAUCACAAACGAGAGGUUCAGCUGGGUUCCAGGUGUCACUCGAAUGAGUGUAUAUUCGCCAGUGCAAUGCAAUUUGGUUUCAAGGAUAAUGAUAAUAAUAACUGUUCAGCUGUAAUACCCCUUUGGUGCCUGGCUGACAAGUCACCCGGAGAGAGCACGAGGGCUUGGAUACUGCCAGGUUGCCCAAGCCUAGACAGAGGAAAUUGA